AUGCCGGCCCCGAUCCUCUCCUCGCAGUUCCUCACGCUCGAGGUGGUCGAGACGGCGCUCAAGGGGGUGUCGGAGCCGUCGGAACGCGUAAAGCUCCUGUCGGCGAAGGUACAUCUGCUGCAGGAGGCCGCUGCGGCGGCGGCACGACCACCCCCAGCUACACCCACGACGACAAGCGACACCUCCGCGCCACCUCGCCCGCCGCGCCCCUCCCCCGUCCCCCUGCUCGCCGCCCGCGCCGACCUUGCGGACGCGUACCUCCUCCUCACGCCGCCAGACCUGCACGCCGCCGAGGCCGAGUGUCUGGCCGCACAGGCCGAGUGCCGCCGCCUGCUCAAGCGCCAGGGCGACGAGGGCUGGCGCCCCGACGUUGGCGCGAUUCGGGAGCGCGUGCUUGCGUUGCUUGUUGCGAUUGAGGAGGGGCUUGGGAGGCCUGCUAGGGCUGAGCGGUGGCGCGGGUUGAUGAGUGGGUAG
Vanrija pseudolonga is the source of this 474-nucleotide messenger RNA. RefSeq lists its product as uncharacterized. The transcript has a single exon. Lineage: Eukaryota; Fungi; Basidiomycota; Tremellomycetes; Trichosporonales; Trichosporonaceae. The coding region runs from base 1 to 474 and encodes 157 amino acids. The record is from RefSeq and is a predicted model, not a curated record.